GUAUCAAAGCUCAAACGUCUGAGGAGGAAUAAUCUACUCACAGGAUUUGCUCUUCUUGGUGGUGUCCUCAGCAUAUACGCGUAUUCAAUUGUUGCUGUAAAGCAAGAGAAAUUCCUUGAUGAAGUGGAUGACUCAAAGUAACAAUUAGAAGAUGUCAACUGUUCCUUUAAUUUCUCGUCUCCCUCCCCUCCCUGCUGUACGCGACCUCCUAAAUUUGUACCAUCUUCAAGCAGUGAAACAAUUGUCGCAGAACUUUUUGAUAGAUCCCAAGUUAACAAGUAAACUAGUAUCAGCUGCUGGCAAGAUCACCAACGGUUAUGUGUGUGAAGUGGGUCCGGGUGCCGGCUCCCUCACCAGAGUUAUUUUAUCACGAAAUGUCAACAAAUUAGUUGUCGUCGAGAAGGAUAAACGAUUUCAGCCGCCUUUGGAGAUGUUGGCUGAAGCCAGUGGUGAUAGGAUGUCAAUCGUGUGGGGUGACGUUCUUAGUCACAACUUGACAAAUGCCUUUCCAGAAGAAUCCAAACGUGAUUGGAACGAUCAACCUCCCAACAUUCAUAUCAUCGGCAACUUACCCUUCAACAUUGCCACACCUCUCAUAAUUAGAUGGUUGAAAGCAAUUUCAGAACGAUCAAAUGCCUGGGUUCACGGAAGAGUACCCAUGACUCUUACUUUCCAGAAAGAAGUAGCUGAGAGGAUGGUGGCAAAAAUUGGAUCUCGAGAACGCUGCAGACUGUCAGUUAUGGUUCAACAUCUCUGCUAUGUCGAACACAAAUUCACGAUUCCUGGUAAAGCCUUUGUUCCAAAGCCGAAUGUCGAUGUUGGUGUGGUGCAUUUCACUCCUCUCGCUACCCCCAAGAUCCAAGCUCCCUUCAAACUGGUUGAAAAAGUCGCCCGCAACACCUUCUCGUUUCGACAGAAAUAUUGCCGACGUGGUCUGGAGACGCUGUUUCCUAGUUCCAUGAGAGAUGAGCAGACCCACAAACUUCUUCAACUGGCCGACGUUGAUGGAACAUUGAGACCCUUUGAGCUGAGCAUCGAAGAGUUCAAUCGCAUCUGUCAGGCAUACUCCAUAAUCCUCGAGAAAUAUCCAUCUCUUGAGCGAUAUGAUUCGCGGUCCGAAGAUGGUUUUGACGAUACUUUGUUACAUUGAUUUAUGAUGGUACAAUCUUUUGGAGGUUUCAAUUAGCAAAAACAUUAAUAUAGUCAUUUAGUUGA
Molecule: messenger RNA, 1215 nt
Organism: Daphnia pulicaria
Lineage: Eukaryota; Metazoa; Arthropoda; Branchiopoda; Diplostraca; Daphniidae
Gene: mtTFB1
Product: dimethyladenosine transferase 1, mitochondrial-like
Exons: 3
Coding region: 152-1150 (332 amino acids)
Biological process (GO): rRNA methylation; transcription initiation at mitochondrial promoter
Cellular component (GO): mitochondrial matrix
Molecular function (GO): mitochondrial transcription factor activity; rRNA (adenine-N6,N6-)-dimethyltransferase activity
Source: RefSeq, a predicted model, not a curated record